CACUCCCUCACCACCUUUUUCCGCGGCGUCCGACCCCCUGAUCCGCUGUAUCUGCGCAUAGACGCCUCGCUGUAUGCCAUAACCGACCUCCUGUUCGACCGCUCAACGCCUUGCGACCAUGUCUGAUAAGAAAACGCCAAUUCCCGAAGUCCCCGAGGCUGCGCACUCCAAUUUGGACUCAAUGUUGUCGCGAAAGUUUGGCAAAGAGGUCGCCAACUACUUUGCUGGGUCGCCGUUGAACCGCGUCUCUUUCCUGCGGCCAGACACGUCCUUCCUCUCCCAGGCGCUGAGGCAUGACACCUCCAAGUUCAUCCUCUUCAACGAGCUGAACCCGCUGGUCAAGGCCCCCACAGAGCUCGCAUAUGUCAGCUACAAGGACGUCCAGCCCGUGGUUGGCAACCCGUAUCAGAAGCCCGAAGCCGAAAUCAUAGACGACUACAACUCGGCCACCUACCACCCGCAGCUCGUCUUCCUCGGGCUGAACCAGACAAACGGCCCCGCAGCCGCCGACUUCAAAUACAAGGAACACUACCAUGGCCAGCCCUUCUGGGCUCUGGACGUCACUCCCAAAGAGAGCGUGACGACAGCAUGCAAGAAGCUGAUCGCCGAUGUCGAAGGCAAAGGGCUCUACUUCGCGCAAGGUCGGAUGCAACUCUCCCUGCACGCCACAGAAGCCGCCAUGUACGCCGAAGGACGACACCUACUAGACUGGAAUGCGCGCAACCCGUUCUGCGGCGCCUGCGGCCACAAGACGCUCUCGAUCAAUGGGGGCUUCAAGCGGACCUGCCCGCCCAAAGACCUCGCGGCACGGAUGCACGACCCCGGCGCGCCAGCAACACAGCGGCCGGACUGCGCGACGCGCACCGGCGUCUCGAACCUCUGCUUCCCGCGCACCGACCCCACCGUCAUCAUGGCCGUCGUGUCGGCGGACGGGACCCGCGUCCUGCUGGGCCGCCAGCGCCGCUGGCCCAAGUACUGGUACAGCACGCUGGCAGGGUUCCUGGAGCCGGCCGAGAGCGUCGAGGAGGCCGUCCGUCGCGAGGUCUGGGAGGAGAGCGGCAUUCACCUCGGCCGCGUAGUGAUCCACUCGACGCAGCCGUGGCCGUAUCCCGCGAACUUAAUGAUUGGCGCUAUUGGGCAGGCGACGCCGGACGGUGAGGCGAUCCAUCUGGGCCAUGAUGCGGAGUUGGAGGAUGCGAAGUGGUUCGAGCUGGACGAGAUUAGGGAGGCGUUGCGCAUUGGGACAAGUGGGUUGGGCGAGGACCCUGGGCCGGAGUACCAGGAGGGUGGGUUGAGGUUGCCUCCGAGGACCGCGAUUGCGAAUCAGCUUAUGCGUGCUGUGGUCGAGGGGUUUGUGGGUGCUGAGGCGAAGAUAUAGCUGCGUUGGGGUUGCUUAGAUGCAGCUGCUCCUUGCGCUGACGAGCGGUUAAAUAGAAGUGUUGCCUAGCAAGGUAGUAGGUAAGUAAGCGUAUAGCACGCAGUCUCUAAAUAGAAAGAAAGAUGUAAACAACUGUCUCAGAACAAAAUACACAAAUAAACUCAAAGGAAGAGUCCGGUUU
Messenger RNA from Aplosporella prunicola CBS 121167, 1559 nucleotides. RefSeq lists its product as uncharacterized. The coding region runs from base 119 to 1378 and encodes 419 amino acids. Gene Ontology annotation, cellular component: cytosol. The transcript has 3 exons. Gene Ontology annotation, biological process: NAD+ catabolic process; NADP+ catabolic process. Gene Ontology annotation, molecular function: NADH pyrophosphatase activity; metal ion binding. The record is from RefSeq and is a predicted model, not a curated record. Lineage: Eukaryota; Fungi; Ascomycota; Dothideomycetes; Botryosphaeriales; Aplosporellaceae.